GCGGUGCGGGGGUGGAGCGGCGGGCGAGCGCUGCCAUUUCGGGCCAUCCAGCGGGUCCCGCCCGCCGCCGGUGUCCGGUUACCGGUGCCGGGGCGCAGGGAGCCGCCGUCCCCGGGGCCGCCGCCCGCCGUCCGCGCCCCCGAGCAGCAGGUGCCAGCAGACCCCCAGGAUGGCGGAGGCUCACCAAGCUGUGGCGUUCCAGUUCACUGUCACCCCUGAGGGCUUGGACUUCCACCUCAGCCGUGAGGCUGUCAGGCAGCUGUACCUUGCUGGCAUCUCCUCCUGGAAGAAGCGCUUGGUCCGCGCCAAGAACAGCUUCCUGACCGGCGUCUACCCUGCCUCCCCCUCCAGCUGGAUGGUGGUCGUGAUGGCCACCGCUGGCUCUUUCUACUGCCAGGUUGACCCCUCCCUGGGGAUGAUUGCCCGCAUCCGCCACUGCCUGCCUGAGAGCCGCCUCCUGAGCUAUGAGAGCCGGACGAUGGUGAGCACUGUGAUCUUCUCCACCGGCGCCUGGCUCUCUGCCGUCCUGCUCUUCCGGCAGGCGCUGAAGCUGCUCCUUUCCUAUCACGGCUGGAUGUUUGAGCCGCAUGGCAAGAUGAGCCGCAGCACCAGGAUCUGGGUGGCGCUGAUGAAGGUGCUGUCAAUCCGCAAGCCCCUGCUCUACAGCUUCCAGACCUCUCUGCCCAAGCUCCCUGUGCCCCCUGUGGAGGCCACCAUCACCCGGUACCUGGAGUCGGUGCGCCCACUCAUGGAUGACGAGAAGUACAGUAAGAUGGAGGCCCUGGCCAAGGAGUUCAAGGAGAAGACAGCUCCACGGCUGCAGAAGUACCUGAUCCUCAAGUCCUGGUGGACAACCAACUAUGUGAGUGACUGGUGGGAGCAGUACAUCUACCUGCAUGGCCGCAGCCCACUCAUGGUCAACAGCAACUACUAUGCCAUGGAUUUUCUCUACGUGACCCCCAGCCACAUCCAGGCUGCUCGGGCAGGUAACAUGGUGCAUGCCAUCCUGAUGUACCGCCGCAAGCUGGACCGUGGGGAGAUCCCCCCCAUGAUGGCGCUGGGCAUCGUGCCCAUGUGCUCCUACCAGUCGGAACGGAUGUUCAACACGACCCGCAUCCCUGGCAAGGAGACGGACACACUGCUGCACCUGGUGGACAGCAAGCACCUGGCUGUCUACCACAAGGGCCGCUUCUACAAGGUCUGGCUCUACUAUGGGGGGCAGCUGCUGCAGCCCUGUGACCUGGAGCUGCAGUUCCAGCGCAUCCUGGAUGACCCCUCGCCCCCCCAGCCUGGCGAGGAGCGGCUGGCAGCACUCACCGCUGGCGAGAGGGUGCCCUGGGCUGAGGCUCGAGCCCGGUUCUUCAGCCAUGGGAAGAACAAGGUGUCACUGGAUGCUAUCGAGCGGGCAGCCUUCUUCCUGACGCUGGACGAGGAGGAGCACGGCUAUGUCGCGGGCAAGGAGGGCUGCAUGGACACCUAUGCCAAAUCCCUGCUGCAUGGCCAGUGCUAUGACCGCUGGUUUGACAAGUCCUUCACCUUGGUGGUCUACAAGAACGGGAAGCUGGGGGCCAACGCCGAGCACUCCUGGGCUGAUGCGCCCAUCAUUGGGCACCUCUGGGAGGGUAACGGGGGGGACCUCUCCCCUCAGUUUGCACUGGCAACAGAAAAAUUCCAGCUGGGCUACACCGAUCGGGGACACUGCCGGGGCGAGCCCAACACUCAGCUCGCCCCCCCCCAGCGCCUCCAGUGGGACAUCCCCCAGGAGUGCCGUGACACCAUCGAGAGCUCGUACCGCCUGGCCAAGGCACUGGCCGAUGAUGUGGACUUCUGCUGCUUCCAGUUCUCUGAGUUUGGGAAGGGGCUGAUCAAGAAGUGCCGGACCAGCCCCGACGCCUUUAUCCAGAUCUCCCUGCAGCUCGCACACUUCCGUGACAAGGGCUGCUUCUGCCUCACCUACGAGGCCUCCAUGACGCGUCUAUUCCGUGAGGGCCGGACAGAGACGGUGAGGUCCUGCACCGCUGAGUCCACCGCCUUCGUGCGCAGCAUGGGGGAUGCCCGGAAGACCCGAGCUGAGCGCCAGCGGCUCUUCAAGCUGGCGGCCGACAAGCACCAGCACAUGUACCGCCUGGCCAUGACCGGGGCCGGCAUCGACCGACACCUCUUCUGCCUCUACGUGGUGUCCCGCUACCUGGGGAUACAGUCCCCCUUCCUGGCCCAGGUGCUGUCGGAGCCCUGGCGCCUCUCCACCAGCCAGACACCACAGCAGCAGCUGAAGAUGUUCGACCUGAACAAGUACCCCGACCACGUCUCUAGUGGUGGCGGCUUUGGCCCCGUGGCGGAUGAUGGCUACGGUGUCUCCUACAUCAUCGCUGGUGAGAACCUCAUCACUUUCCAUGUCUCCAGCAAGUUCUCCAGCUCUGAGACGGACUCAAAGCGCUUUGGGAGGAACAUCCGCCAGGCCAUGCUGGACAUCGCUGAGCUCUUCGACAAGCCAGCCGAGAAGGCGGGGAAAUGAGGGGGGAAUUGGGCUCAGACCCCAGCCUGGAGGGGCCAGCAGGGGCCGCUCUGAGCCCUGGUGCUGGGCAGGGGGUUGGGGGUCAGCAAGGGUGUUGCUGCUCUGUACAUGUUUCCAAUAAAGACUGUUGGUGUGA
This is a messenger RNA of Falco peregrinus (peregrine falcon), 2651 nucleotides long. It is a transcript of the gene CPT1B, whose product is annotated as carnitine palmitoyltransferase 1B. Gene Ontology annotation, molecular function: carnitine O-palmitoyltransferase activity. Gene Ontology annotation, cellular component: mitochondrion. The record is from RefSeq and is a predicted model, not a curated record. Lineage: Eukaryota; Metazoa; Chordata; Aves; Falconiformes; Falconidae. Gene Ontology annotation, biological process: carnitine metabolic process; fatty acid metabolic process.